ACAUACAUACAAAAACAGACAUAGACAUAAACGAUGUUGACAUAAAAAUGUUGUAGUUUUCAGGAUGUCAAAGGUUUCAACCGGACCAGUGAUAUACAAUAGCAUCGACAUGAAUGGACAGAGCGACAUGGAGAGAACACUGAGAGAGAAAACUGUCAUCAUCCCUGAGGGCGAACACGACACAAUUCGAGAAGAAUUCUUCCAAAAUGUGAUACGUUACACAGCGAAAGGAUCAAAGUUGAGGGAGGAUGUCCCCUUCAUCGUCAUAUAUCUGUCUUCAUCUCGCAUUAAAGAUGAAGAGGGACUCAUUUUUGACAAAUUAAGACGUUUGCCUUCGGCUAUAUUGAUCAUUGCAUCAGUUGGAAAGGCUUCUGAAGUAAGCAUCGACCUUCCAAGAGACUUGGAAUCUACCGUCAAAGACAUCUUUCGUCUUUUUAUUAAAAAUGGACACAUUCUCAACGAUGAUAUGGAAAACAAAUGCAUGUUUCAUCGUGUGCUGUUCGACUGUUGUCAACUGGAGCGUGGUUGGAUAGAUAAUAUAAAGGAAAAUUGGAUUAAAAUCGCCAUUGGUGGCGGUGUCGUGUUUUCGAUAAUUGUGAUAGUGGCACCUACAGCAUACUUUGCGGAAUAAU
Messenger RNA from Haliotis rubra (blacklip abalone), 632 nucleotides. RefSeq lists its product as uncharacterized. Bases 65 to 631 code for a protein of 188 amino acids. The transcript has 3 exons. Lineage: Eukaryota; Metazoa; Mollusca; Gastropoda; Lepetellida; Haliotidae. The record is from RefSeq and is a predicted model, not a curated record.